Cygnus atratus (black swan) is the source of this 3108-nucleotide messenger RNA. RefSeq names its product formin binding protein 4 (gene FNBP4). The transcript has 16 exons. Gene Ontology annotation, molecular function: protein binding. NCBI's taxonomy places the organism in Eukaryota, Metazoa, Chordata, Aves, Anseriformes, Anatidae. The record is from RefSeq and is a predicted model, not a curated record. The coding region runs from base 1 to 3012 and encodes 1003 amino acids.
AUGGGCAAGAAGUCCCGCAGCGCGCCGUGCCGCCGGCCCAUCCUGCAGCUCUCCCCGCCCGCCCCCCGACGGGAGGACGCGGGGCCGGCGCCGCAGCCCCCCGAGGGCGCGGAGUCGGGCUCGGAGCCGGACGAGCCCGAGGCGGGGCCGGAGCCGCCCCGCAGCGCCCCCAACCCGCCGCCCCCCGCGCCCGCCGCCGUCAAGCCCACAGGCGGCCUGUGCCUGCUCGGCGCCUACGCAGACAGCGACGAUGAGGAGGGCGAAGCCACCGAGAAGUCGGCGCGCUCCGGGGACGCGAACGGAAACAACUCAGCCGACAUCGACAGCACGCUGGCAAACUUCCUGGCGGAGAUCGACGCCAUCACGGCCCCCCCGCAGCCCGCAGAGCCCGCCGCCGCGCCGCCCCCCACGCCUCCCCGCCCCGAGCCGAAGGAGCCGAGCGCUGGGCAGCCCGCCGGCACCGCCAGCGCCAACGGCACAGACGCGGCGCCGGCCCCCGAGUGGCAGUAUGACACCCAGUGCUCGCUGGCGGGAGUGGGGGAACUGGAGAUGGGCGACUGGCAGGAGGUGUGGGACGAGAACACGGGCUGCUACUACUACUGGAACACGCAGAGCAACGAGGUGACCUGGGAGCUGCCGCAGUACCUGGCGGCGCAGGUUCAGGGCCUGCAGCACUACCAGCACAGCGCUGCAGCAGCGGGUGCCAACGGGAGCUUCGCGGCGUCUGCGGAGCUGUACCCGCAGGAGAAAGGGGCCACAGCGGGUGGCCGCGGGGCCGGCCUGGCCAAGCCGGUGAAGAAGGAGGUGAACGAAGGUGUGCAGGCGCUCUCCAAUAGCGAGGAGGAGAAGAAAGGGGUGGCCGCGGCCCUCCUGGCGCCGCUCCUGCCAGAUGUGGUGAAGGAGGAAGAGGAGCGCUGGCGGAGGAAGGUGAUCUGCAAAGAGGAAGUCGAGCCGCCCCCGGAAGAGGAGGCGAAAGCGGAGGAGGCGGCAGCUGCUGCUCCUGAAGAGCCCGAAGCUGGCAGGGACCCCCUGGAGGACACGCUGCAGGAGGAGCUGUGCAGCGUGGUGCAAUCGGGGGAGAGCGGGGAGGAAGAGGAGGAGCAAGACACACUCGAACUGGAGAUGGUGCUGGAGAGAAAGAAGGCAGAGCUGCGUGCCUUGGAGGAAGGAGACGGCAGCGUUUCAGGCUCCAGCCCGCUCUCUGACGGGAGCCAGUCGGCCUCGCAGGAUGCGACCCGCAGGCUGGCCUCCAAGCGAGGGAAAUGGAAACUGUUUGUGGGAGCUGCCAGCCCCGAAUCCACUAGUCGAGGCUCCAGCAAAACGGGCCGGGAGAGCCCGGAGGCGGGAGAAGCAGCCGCGGGCACGGAAGCACCCGAUGUGCAUUCAGACAAAGAGGCAGAGUCUGAGGAGCCCCAGGAGAAAGCCAAAGCACAAGGGGCACCAAAAAUAGAAGAGGAGGAGCAGGACCUAAAGUUUCAGAUCGGAGAGCUGGCAAACACUCUGACUAGUAAAUUGGAGUUCCUGGGCAUCAACAGACAAUCUAUCUCCAACUUCCACAUGUUGCUGUUGCAGACAGAGACCCGCAUUGCAGACUGGCGAGAAGGUGCUCUCAAUGGAAACUACCUCAAACGCAAACUUCAAGACGCAGCCGAACAGCUAAAACAAUACGAAAUAAACGCCACCCCUAAAGGCUGGUCCUGCCACUGGGACAGGGAGCAUAGACGCUAUUUCUAUGUUAACGAGCACUCAGGAGAGUCGCAGUGGGAGUUCCCCGACGGGGAGGACGAAGACGAAGGACAGCAGACCACCGACAGAAAAGCCGACGGUCCUCCUAAACCACCUCCAAAAGAGAAAGGAGAGCGCGCCGGAGAUGCCACCGAGCGCUCCGCAGCCUGUGUCAAUAUGUAUUCUUCAGGCUCCCUUUGUAAAGAAUCCUUCUCAGGCCAAGUUCCCGCUACGUCUCUCAUGCCGCUCACUCCAUUUUGGACUCUGCUUCAGUCCUCUGUCCCGGUCCUCCAACCUCCCUUGCCUUUGGAAAUGCCUCCGCCGCCUCCGCCUCCACCAGAUUCGCCCCCACCGCCGCCGCCACCACCCCCGCCGCCGCCUGGAGAAGACGGCGAGAUCCAGGAAGUGGAGAUGGAAGACGAGGGGGGCGAGGAGCCGCCUGCCCCAGGAACAGAAGAAGACGCUCCCCUGAAGCCUCUCCUGCGCCCGGCCGUCAGCAGCAGCCAGGGAGCCGCUGAACCCAGCCCUGCCCCGCUGCUCUCCGCCAAGCCUCAGAAGCGGAAAGCUGCCGAGAUGAACCCGGGGCUGAUGCAGCGAACAGCCACCAUCGGCAGCUGCCCCGUCAUCUACAGCCAGCCCCUCAUGGCCGCCGGCAAGUACCAGCCUUCGGCCGUGCCCCUCGCCUCCCUGAGGCCACGCCAGCGGCUGCAGGGCGAGAUCCAAGGCCGCGCCAACCUCCGCCUCGCGCCGGGCCACGCCGGCCCCCAGCCCGCCGGCCUGGCCAUGCAGCCCGGCUACUUGGGCGUGACGGCGCCCGCGGCGCCUUCCGUCAUGAGCUACUCGGAGUGUGCCGUGCCUGCCAGCCUCGCCGCUGCCCCCGCCGUGCCGCUGGCCCCGGCGCGCGGAUCCCUGCCUGCCACCAGUGCUGCCGAGCAGCCGCCUCCCCCCCCACCGCCCCAGACGCCCCCACCUCCCACCCCCAAGGCGCCGCCGCCGCCCGAGAAGCCCGAGAAGCCGAGGAAGGGGCGGAAGGACAAGGGCAAGAAGGGCAAGACGAAAAUGCCGUCUUUGGUGAAGAAGUGGCAGAGCAUCCAGCGGGAGCUGGAUGAGGAGGAGAACUCCAGCUCCAGCGAGGAGGACCGGGAGACGACGGCACAGAGGCGCAUCGAGGAGUGGAAGCAGCAGCAGCUGCUCAGUGGCAUGGCGGAGAGGAACGCCAACUUCGAGGCGCUGCCAGAGGACUGGCGAGCGCGGCUGAAGCGGAGGAAAACCGCAUCGAGCACAUGAGGCGCGCGCGUGGCGCUGUUUUGUUUUUUUUUUUUUUUUUUUUACAGUUGUACAGUUUAGAGCCCUUUACGACUCAAAUCGUUGUCCAAUAAAUUG